AUGGAGGAGUUUCUUGAUGUCGUCUCUCCCGAAGACGACUUAGUAUCCACUGGCAAGUCGUUGAAGGGAAAUGAAGUAAAUGAUAUUAAGGCUCUCUCAGUUGUUAGAGAAGAACAUCUCUCCUUAUUAUAUCAGAGUGCAAAGAAACUAAAGAUGGAUAUAAGGGUGACCAAUGAGAUUGAGACAGUGGAUUUAAAACCCCAUGGUUGUUUGUUUUCGAGUUCCCUAAGUUUCCACAUUGACGAAGAGAAGAAAGUUGCUGUUUGCGGUGAGAAAGUCAUAUACAACAAGAUAUACAUUGUUGGAGAAGAUAAAUACACAAGGUAUAUCGAUCUUCUGGUUUCGGUAGCUUUGAUGGUCGGUUAA
Arabidopsis thaliana (thale cress) is the source of this 366-nucleotide messenger RNA. RefSeq names its product F-box associated ubiquitination effector family protein. The transcript has 2 exons. Lineage: Eukaryota; Viridiplantae; Streptophyta; Magnoliopsida; Brassicales; Brassicaceae. Bases 1 to 366 code for a protein of 121 amino acids. The record is from RefSeq and is marked reviewed.